This is a messenger RNA of Selaginella moellendorffii, 2926 nucleotides long. Its product is annotated as kinesin-like protein KIN-14F. The transcript is spliced from 18 exons. The coding region runs from base 112 to 2826 and encodes 904 amino acids. Gene Ontology annotation, biological process: microtubule-based movement. Lineage: Eukaryota; Viridiplantae; Streptophyta; Lycopodiopsida; Selaginellales; Selaginellaceae. The record is from RefSeq and is a predicted model, not a curated record. Gene Ontology annotation, molecular function: microtubule binding; ATP binding; microtubule motor activity.
GGCGGGCAAAGCAAUUCGAGAGAGCUCAAAGAAGGUGGAGGUAGCGAGCCCUAGGGUUGGAUCGAUCGAUCGCCGGGACUGGCUUGUGAUGCGCCGCGGCGCAGCCGACUGAUGCGCUGCGCGAUGCUCUCCUCGGCAAUGCACGGCGGCAAUGCGGCCGGAUCGGCGGAGGCGUCGCGGGCGAGCGAUGAGCACGACAGGAAUUUGACGGUGGUGGAAGUGGCCGCGGGGAGGGUGAGCGAUGUGCAUAUGGCGUCCAGGAAGGCGGAGGAAGCAGCUACAAGAAGGUUUCAAGCGGCUUCUUGGAUCAACAAAAUUGUUGGGUGCUCCAAAAUACCAUCGGAGCCAUCGGAGGAUGAGCUGCGGCUGUGCCUCCGGAAUGGAGCGCUGCUCUGCCGUCUCAUGAACAGGAUUGAGCCAGGUUCCGUCUCAAAGGUUGUGGAGACUACCUCAUCCGAUGGGAGUUUAUCGGCAUUUCAAUGCUUCGAGAACUUGAGAAACUUUCUGGUCGCGUCGCAAGAGAUGAGGCUUCCUACAUUCGAAAGCUCGGAUUUGGAACAGGCUACAGGAUCCAUGACAAAAGUUGUGGAUUGUAUUUUAGCACUAAAGUCUUACAACGAGUGGAAGCAGACGGGGGCGCUCGGCUCCUGGAAGUACGCUGGAUCUCUGCGGUCACCGUUGCGAGGGAAUGUCUAUCCGAGAGGAUAUGGAAGACCUGGAGGCGCUGAAAAUACUUUCAAGAAAAACUCGAGGAAGAGACUCCUUCCACCUGACAAUUAUGUCGAAGCUGAAGACCAACCUGUAGCUUCUGGAACGCAAACAGAUGAACCUCAAGUGCCUGAUGAUGCGAAGGUUAGGGAGGACUUCCAGCAACCUCCGGGAGUACACGUUACAGAUGGAAAAUAUUUAAAGAGCAAGAAACUGGACCAAAUGCUCGUGGAGGCGCGAAUCGAAAUUAAGAGCUUAAGAUCCGCACUUGAAAUCGUCAAGGGCGACGCCAAUGAGAUGCAGAAAAUGUGGAAAACCGACGUGAAUUGCUUGGAAAACCAACAAGAUCUCAAAGGGAACAUACGGGUGUAUUGCAGAGUAAGGCCAUCGUCAGACCCUGUAGGAUCUGUCGAAUUUAUUGGUGAGAAUGGGGAAAUUAUGAUUGCUAAUAAGGAGUUACGCAAGUCGUUUUGCUUUAACCGGAUUUUUGGUCCUCGUGCAACUCAAGAGUCUGUGUACCUUGAUACUCAACCUCUCAUUCGAUCGGUACUUGACGGCUACAAUGUUUGCAUCUUUGCUUAUGGUCAAACUGGAUCCGGAAAAACAUACACGAUGAGUGGUCCUGAUAAUCUAACAGAAGAAACAUGGGGUGUAAAUUAUCGAGCCCUCCAUGACUUGUUCAAAAUUACCACCGACCGCAAGAACCUGUUUCAAUAUGAGAUCGUGGUUCAAUUUCUGGAGAUCUACAAUGAACAUUUGAGGGAUUUGCUCACUGGAGAUUCUGGAAACAAAAAGCUGGAAAUUCGAAAUUGUUCGCAGAAGAAUGGCAUUAACGUCCCCGACGCGACCAUGAUGCCAGUGAAUUCGACCGCGGAUGUCCUGCAGUUGAUGAAGCUUGGCCAGAAGAAUCGUUCUGUUGGUUCAACAGCCAUGAACGAAAGAAGCAGCCGCUCUCACAGUGUAUUGACGGUACAUGUCCGAGGCAAAGACCUGAAGACUGGUGCUGUUCUACAUGGGUCUCUUCAUCUCGUAGAUCUUGCUGGGAGUGAAAGAGUUGAUAAAUCUGAAGCCACUGGAGAACGCCUCAAAGAAGCUCAGUAUAUCAACAAGUCCCUUGCAGCUCUGGGAGACGUGAUCGCGGCGUUGAGUGUGAAAAGCUCGCACGUGCCUUACAGGAAUAGCAAGCUGACUCAACUUCUUCAAGAUUCCUUAGGUGGCCAGGCAAAAGCUCUAAUGUUUGUACAUAUGAGCCCAGACAUUGAGUCCUUUAGUGAGACGCUGAGCACGCUCAAGUUCGCUGAGAGAGUGGCCACUGUAGAACUUGGAGCGGCACGAACUAACCGAGAGAGUGGUGAAGUACGGGAUUUGAAAGAUCAGGUAAUGGCAUUGAAAGAGGCGAUGGCCAAGAAGGACGCAGAGAUAGAAAAGCUAAAGCUUGGUCUAAUACCGAAGACAAGGAUAAAAGGCACGCCACUCAGAGGCUUGCUGGCACCGGAAGCUACCAUGUCAGCAGAAUGGCACCUUACAACAGAGGACAGUUCACACUCGUCGUCUACAAGCCCGGACGAAGAGGUCUUUGAGUCGUGUUUGAGCACCGAUAGCGGGAAAGACGAAGCGAGCUGUCCGGAGUUACUAUUCUCGUCGUCUCCGAGUAGGCCUACUCCCAAACGAAUUUUGCAGGAGAAGGUUCUCAACGCAAAGGCAGUCGUCACGACUUCAUUUUCAGGGAAGCCAAGACUCAAGCCUACAGAACUGACCGCGAGUCAGAAACUCUUGAGAAAGAGCGCUUAUUUAAGAGGUUCUUCUUACUUGGAUCAGAAUUUGGACACAGGUGGCAGAUCUCCCGCUAGCAUCAGGAAACCGCAACCUGGACCUCAGUGGAGGACGCCUUUACAACCACCUAAACUCAAGGCGUCUGAUCCACGGCUCUCCUGUGGCGACCAGUUCGCUUCGUCCCGUCGAUACUCAAAUGUUGGCGUGCCCGCUGAUUGCUCGAGCGUGAAACGGUCUUCACUGGGAUCGAAGGAAUCCUCUCAGUCAGGCGAGGGAAGCAAGCCAGCAUUUGCUCGCCAUCUUUUUGCGAAUCCAACAUCCAAGCCAACUAAAAGGUGGAUAUAACUUCUCGUUUUUCUUAACCUUGUCUAGAGCGCCUAGACACAGUCAAAAUUUUCAAGCUUCUGACGUAGAGCUCACUCUAUGAAAUGCUCAUCUUGUUGUA